AUGGAUUUCCCCGAAGGCUCUGAAAACUCAUCUCUGUGUCUGUCUAACUCGUCGAAACAUAUACAAGUGAACAUGGAUGACCAGUAUGGAAAUGCCAUCUUGCCCAGUAUUUUUGGAAUGAUAUGUUUUUUGGGCAUCUCUGGAAAUUCUAUUGUCAUCUACACCAUCAAUAAAAAGACCAAAUGCAAGGCUAAACAAACAGUACCAGACAUUUUCAUAUUCAAUCUCUCUAUUGUGGAUUUGCUUUUUCUUCUCGGCAUGCCCUUUCUCAUCCAUCAGCUCCUGGGCAAUGGAUCUUGGUGUUUUGGAGCCACUAUGUGCAAAGUUAUAUCUGCUUUAGAUUCGAACAGCCAGACAGUAAGCACUUACAUCCUUACAGUGAUGACCUUGGACCGGUAUGUGGCUACUGUCCACCCUUUUCGCUUCAACCAUGUGAGGACAACCUGUGUGGCCAGUGCUGUUGUGGCAGUGGUGUGGGCACUCUCUCUAAUCUCCAUCACUCCUGUCCUAAUGUACACUGGUUUGAUGCCUCUUCACAGCGGUCAGGUGGGAUGUGCUCUCCUGCUACCAAAUCCAUCCACCAACAUCUGCUGGUUCACCAUCUAUCAGUUUGUGCUUGCGUUCGCCCUCCCACUCAUGAUUAUUUGUGUGGUUUUCUUUAAAAUCUUAAAGCAUAUGUCUACCACAGUGGCACCUCUUCCCCCAAGGAACCAACAGGUGCGCACCAAAAGUGUGACUCGGAUGGCUGUGGCCAUCUGUUUGGCUUUUUUCAUCUGUUGGGCUCCAUACUACAUCCUUCAGAUUGUCCAUUUGGGAAUACAGAAACCCAGUGCCUCAUUUUAUUAUGUCUAUCAUGUGGCCAUUAGCAUGGGCUAUGCUAACAGCUGCAUUAAUCCUUUUCUCUAUAUCAUUCUGAGUAAGACCUUUAAGAGACAGUUCAUAGUUGCUAUCCAGCCUGCGCACAAUCACUUCCGGGUCAACCCGAGCAGCACGGAGGCCACUGUGUCCCUUCGUCUUGCCACAGACUGCCAACGACAUGUUCCUGCUGACAACUCAGAGUAA
Molecule: messenger RNA, 1062 nt
Organism: Danio aesculapii
Lineage: Eukaryota; Metazoa; Chordata; Actinopteri; Cypriniformes; Danionidae
Gene: mchr1a
Product: melanin-concentrating hormone receptor 1a
Exons: 2
Coding region: 1-1062 (353 amino acids)
Biological process (GO): neuropeptide signaling pathway
Cellular component (GO): neuron projection; membrane
Molecular function (GO): melanin-concentrating hormone receptor activity; neuropeptide binding
Source: RefSeq, a predicted model, not a curated record